AUGAUCCCAAAUAGAAAAAUUCUUAACAAAAAAACUUUUACUCUUUAUUAUUUAGACACUAUUAUAUCAGACUCUAUCUAUCUAUCUAUCUAUCUAUCUAUCUAUCUAUCUAUCUAUCUAUCUAUAUAUAUAUAUAUAUAUAUAUAUAUUCAUGAAUUAUUCACACAAAAAACAAAUGCAAAGGGCGUCAAAUUCCAUGAGAUCAGGCGAAGCGGUGGUGCUCGUCCCUCAGUUCAGUAUCGUCUGUGCAGUCUCUCUCUGUUGUGUCUCUCUGUUGUAGUGUCUCAGAGUUCUUUCUUUCUCAAUGAAAAACGAAUAUCUUUUUCUUUCAUUUUCCUUUCUCUGGUCAUCGGUAUAUCUUCAGUCUAUCUGAAAUUAGUGUUUUUCUGCCUUCUAUUUUUUGUUUCUCUCAAUAAAAGUAUUAUCCUUUUCUUUUCUUUUCCUUCGUCUGGACAUCUUCUUCUCUUCAGUCAAUCGGAAAUUAGUGUUUUUCAAUUUACUAGGCUUUGCAAUGGUUUCACAUCUUUUCUGUAUUUGUAA
This is a messenger RNA of Acanthosepion pharaonis, 540 nucleotides long. The record is from the annotation of a GenBank genome assembly. Lineage: Eukaryota; Metazoa; Mollusca; Cephalopoda; Sepiida; Sepiidae.